GCUAGACUAAUUACAGCCGCCAAUCAUUAUCGAGUGAUCAUAAAACGUAUAUGCAGGUCCGAUGUGGCCGCGGGCGCUUCCAAUUGUAAUAAUGUAAGGUGAUCCCCAUAAGCCGGUACCUACUACCUACCGUCACUCCACAAACACCAUGAGUAGCCAGCUAGUACUGAAGCAGGGCAGCCGUGAUCACCUGCCUGAACUGAUCAAACGACCGGUCAGACAACCCAGAUGCUUGACACCCAUCUUUUGCAGUACAGCGCUCAUGCACACGCCCAGUGGCCUGCUUCAAAGCGUGAGUCCCGUUCAACAUUAGACCGGUCGCAUUGGGUCGAAGGUGACUGCUCUUUAGUGGGUCACUGGAACUGCGUCUCUACAUUCCUACAGUCCUGGUCAUAACAAGCCCCAAGAUCCGCCUCAGUCAAUCAGAAACGGGUAUAAAAGCGAGGCAAGUUCCAUAUCUUUUUCAGAGCCUUUUUCCAAGCAGUCCAACAUUUCAAACCUUCGCAACAGCAGCCGCUUCUCCCCAAUUGCUCGCUGCAUCACUAAGCCUUGCCAGCUGCCUUUGACCUAAACAGCUUCCAGCGACCUUCUUCGCUACUGCCGCUCUCUUUUCUGUUGAAGGCGAAUCCAUCUUCAGCCCAAAUGGCGUCCCUUGCUGCUGGAGUUGCGCUCUCUUCAGAGGGCCGGCAGACGCUCGGCAAGACCAUUAGUUCCAAGGGAAGGCGCCCACUUGACUCCAAGGCAGCCCUUCUCGUUUUCGCCCCGCUGCUGCUCUUCGCCCUCGCGGCCGCGCCCGCGGCCGCGCAGUACCCCCCCACGUGCCCCUCGUCCUCUGACGCCAGCUCCUACAAGUCGUCCGCGGAGACCGCGUUCGUGUACACGUCCGCGCCGUACGGCACGUGCGGCUCGUGCUAUCUUAACGUGUACGCGAGCGACGGCAUGACCAAGGACCAACCGGGAAAGCCCACCAAGACGACGGACGUCGACCUGUCCGUCAGCUGCUUCGACUACUGCUCCAGCGGGGGGUCUUCCGGAUUCUACGCGGGGUACUCCACGUCCGACGCCACGGGCGUCAACGUCAGCAAGAACCUGAAGUCCGCCUCCGUGACUGCGUCGCUGGACUUGGAGUACUCUUAUGGUUACGGGGGGUCUUCCGUUCCGUCCUCCACCGCUUCCGUUUCCAUCAGCGGAAACGCAAACGGACAGACCGCCUCCUCCAGCAAGUGCUCGUACGACUACUCCUACGCGACCCCGUGCGGCACGGUAUUCUCGUCUCACUCCAAGAGCAAGAGCGGCUACGAGUCGGCGUCCUUCACCGGAACCAUCACCCUGGGCGGAACGACUUACACCGUGGGGGAUCCCUCCGGCACCGGCAACGGAGGCCUCUCCAAGAACGACCAGAUUAUGAGGUCCAUGGUCAAGAACCACUAGAGAUUUGGAAGUGUGUCCGUGACGCUUAGAGAAACGGUGUGGAAAGUGUGAGGCUGUGGAGUGGGCAGAAGUGUUAAAGCAGAGAACAGCCAUCAUUUUGACUGCAAAAUUUUUGGCGGCCGCCGUCGUGGUGGGAAGAUGCAGUACCUUUUUUCGUAGGAGAGUUUGAAACAGGGUUGUUUGAGCGAAGACUCCGGCUGCAUGUUUGGAGCUGACUGACUCGGAUUUGAACCUCACCAUGUAGCUCUGUUAGGUAGACCGCAGAUAGGUGUAAUGAGAGGGGCGUAGCUCGGGUUGAGUUGAUCAACCCUGAUCUUAGACGGAACUAGUAGGCAGGUUCAAUGUCUGAGGAACACUCCUAGAGUAACCGAACUCAUUCCGCUUGUGUGAGACAGAGUACUUGUAAAGACAACUUGAAGUAGGCCGCAGAUAUGACUUCUUCAAGCUCCAAAGAGGAUAUCACAGUCUCUUCUG
Klebsormidium nitens is the source of this 1905-nucleotide messenger RNA. Lineage: Eukaryota; Viridiplantae; Streptophyta; Klebsormidiophyceae; Klebsormidiales; Klebsormidiaceae. The record is from the annotation of a GenBank genome assembly.